This is a messenger RNA of Lachancea fermentati, 2709 nucleotides long. Lineage: Eukaryota; Fungi; Ascomycota; Saccharomycetes; Saccharomycetales; Saccharomycetaceae. The record is from the annotation of a GenBank genome assembly.
AUGAACGUGAUCAUAGAGCAUGUGCAGCUACAGUUCUUCAAAGAGAUAGAGAACAAUAUAUCUUCUCUUCAGGUCAAGCAAAACAUCAUGUCGUUCGCACUGAAGAGCGGACAUUUGUUCCUUAUAGAUCUUGCAACACCAUCUACUGUUGCUCGAUUUCAACUUCCUUUAUUGGCGAGUAACCAUGAGAAAAUAUUGAAUAUUUGGAUGAAUCCAAAUGGAUCUAUUCUACUUGCCAAAACAAAUUUUGCGAAGUACUUCACUUGUCCAGUACCAUCAAUUUUGGAAGGACAUGGAAAGUGCACACCCUUAAAACAGUUAUCUAAAAAGAAUUGUGAUAUCAUUUCCAUUGACUGGUAUCAGGAAUCCCAGUUUAUAUGUGGUACUGCAGAAGGGAUUCUUUAUUUGGUAGAUCUUUCUGCGGAUGGUUCGGUUAUCAAGCUGCAUUCAUCACCAAAUCCAAUUGAUGGCGUGGCAUUUUCCCCACAAACGGGAGCAUUUCUGGUAUCAAGUAAUACAAUUAUGUUUUGGAAGGAUGUUAAGGAUCCAUCGACAACUUUUACAAAAACUAUACCUAAUGAAACUGAGCAAUUCGAACACAUAGAUAAAAUUGGGAAGAAAUUCACAUAUAAUGAGCAAACGUUUGCAUGGAUUAUAAAGUCAGGCAUAGUAUUUGGCAACACUGAUAUUGCAGGUAAAGUACUAACCUCAGCGACUAUAUUGCUGACUGUUGAAUUGCCACAGUCCAAACAUCGGAUAAAAGAUUUUGUGCUGACUAAAUACCAUUUAAUACUACUUCGCGGCAGUGAAGUUAUAGUCGUGAAUCAGCUAAAUAACAAAAUCGUCUUUCAAGAGACAAUAUGGGUCCAAGAAGAGGAAAAACUGACCGGUUUAGCAGUAGAUUAUUCCCAAACCCCGCCAACUAUAUGGUGUUUUUCAUCGGCUAACAUAUAUGAAAUAAUUCUUCAAGAUGAGAACAGUGGCAUGUGGAAGCUGUUGUGUGACCAAAAGAAAUUUGACGAAGCACUGGGCUUGAAGGGCUUGCAUCAUCUCGAGAGAGACCAAAUCUAUGAGGAGAAAGGUAAUUAUCUUUUUUCUGAAAAUAGGUUGGCGGAAGCGGCGGAAUGUUUCGGUGUGAGUACAUGUACUUCCACUUCUAUAAGUGCCUUGAAGUUUCUUGACAAUAAAGACCUUGAUUCAUUACAAAUGUUUUUGACGACAAAAUUGCACUGUCUAAAAGGAACUUCUGAAAAUCAGUCACAAUCAAUACUUCUUUCAAGCUGGAUUGUUUGGAAUUAUAUGCAGCAAUUGAAUGAGAUUGAUGAAUGUAUCAAUUCUGAACAAAAGCCUCAAAAUCUUGAAAAUUGGCACAAAAGAAAAUCACUCGUCAAUAAAUCAUUAGAAGAUUUUCUAUCAUCAAACGUGGACUGUCUCGAUAAAGAAACCAUUUAUCAAAUAAUGUCAAAUCAGCAUCGCAAAAAUGAAAUAAUGUUUUUUGCCAACGUUAUCCAAGAUCAUAGGUUCAUUUUAUCAUAUUGGAUACGUUCGAAUAAUUGGUAUGAGUCUUUGAAAGUUCUUGUAACGUUACAAGAUCCAGAAUGCACAUACAAGUAUGCGACUAUUUUAUUAGUAAAUUCGCCUGAUUCAACUGUCAGUACUUGGAUGCAGAUAAGAGAAUUGAAUCCAUCAGAAUUAAUUCAUCCCAUCCUGACCUAUUUCACAAAUUUUCAAAAGCAACGCCAAUUGGCAAGUUCAAUGCAGUCCUUACAAAAUUAUGGAUUAAACUAUCUAAAAUGGUGUAUUGAGGAGCAUGACUCUUGUGAUUCGAUCAUUUACAGUACUGCGAUAUAUAUGAUGAUUGCAGGUUUUGAUGGUGAGGAAAAGGAACUCGAGACGAUCAACUUUAUGGAAGAUCACCAAGGCUCUUUCGAUUUAGACUUUGUUUUACGUUUGAGUUUGAAGUUUGACAAAUUUCAAAUCUCCAUUUACCUGUACUCAAAGUUAAAACUCUAUGAAGAUGCUGUAACGUUAGCAUUAGAUAAGAACCUUGUGGACUCUGCUAAACUGGUGGCCAGCGCUUCAGAAUUGGACGUUAAUGAGACGUUAAGACACAAAUUAUGGUUGCAGAUAGCAAAGAAAAUGCUUUCCUCGGGAAAUGACGUCAAGCAGACCAUUAAAAGUAUUAUUCUGGAUUCAAAUGAGAUUUUGACCAUGCGUGAUCUGCUUCCCUUGUUUGAUGAAUUUACUACCGUUGCAAAUCUCAAGGAAGAGCUUGUGAAAAGCCUAGAGAGACAUAAUCAAGAAAUGCUGCAAAUUUCUCAGGAAAUCAAGAACUCAAUAAAGAUCAAGAAAGAAAUUGUUGAGGACAUUGAGUCACUCAAACAACGCUAUCAAGUAUUGGAGCCUGGUGCUUCUUGUGAUUGUUGUGGGCAAGUCUUGCAAACGCGUAAAUUUUUUGUUUUCCCUUGUGGCCACAAUUUCCACACAGACUGCUUGAUAAAAGAAAUCCUGGACUCUACAGAUUUCACCCUUAAGAGCAAGAUUGAAACAUUUCAGAAGGGCCUCUCGAAUAAAAAGGCACCUGUCGAUGCAAAGGAACUUGAUAAAUUAUUAUCCAGCAAAUGCUGUUUAUGCAGUGACAUAAAAAUCAACACAAUCGACGAACCGUUGAUUGAAAAUGAGGCGGAAGCAGCAGCAUGGGCAAUCUGA